Molecule: messenger RNA, 1757 nt
Organism: Monopterus albus (swamp eel)
Lineage: Eukaryota; Metazoa; Chordata; Actinopteri; Synbranchiformes; Synbranchidae
Gene: rchy1
Product: ring finger and CHY zinc finger domain containing 1
Exons: 9
Coding region: 31-867 (278 amino acids)
Biological process (GO): protein ubiquitination; ubiquitin-dependent protein catabolic process
Cellular component (GO): nucleus
Molecular function (GO): zinc ion binding; ubiquitin protein ligase activity
Source: RefSeq, a predicted model, not a curated record
AGAAGAAGGAAAAAAAACAAAAAAAACAACAUGGCGUCCCAUUCCGGUUGUCAGCAUUAUGUACGAAGCUGUUUACUAAAGGCACCUUGCUGUGGUAAACUGUAUGUGUGUCGGCUGUGCCAUGAUGCAGAGGAGAACCACCAGAUGGAUCGCUUCAAAGUCAGAGAGGUGCAGUGCUCUGAAUGUCAAACAGUGCAACAGGCACAGCAGACUUGCCAGCAGUGUCAUGUGCUGUUUGGGGAGUAUUACUGUGACAUUUGCCACUUGUUUGACAAGGAUAAGAAGCAGUACCACUGUCAGCCCUGUGGAAUAUGCAGGAUUGGGCCCAGGGAAAGCUAUUUCCAUUGUGAGAAGUGCAAUCUGUGUUUAGCACAGGAUCUGCAUGGAAACCACAAGUGUGUUGAAAAUGUGUCAAGGCAGAACUGCCCAGUGUGUAUGGAGGAUAUUCACACAUCCAGAAUCGGAGCCUGCGUUCUUCCAUGCGGCCAUCUUUUACACAAGACCUGCUUUGAUGACAUGGUCAGAAGAGGAGUGUAUCGCUGCCCUCUGUGUAUGCACUCUGCUCGCAACAUGGAGGACGAAUGGGAUCAGAUGGACAUAGAGAUCACUGAGUCACCAAUGCCCACUGAAUACCAGGGUGCUACUGUUAAAAUUAUAUGUAAUGACUGCCAAGCCCACUGCAUGGUGCCUUUCCACGUGUUGGGUUUGAAGUGCAGCAGUUGUGGUUCCUACAACACGGCACAGGAAGGAGGACUCAUCCAGCAGCUUCAGCAGUGGCCAGAGCAGGACGCUGACACUGACAGUGAGGCAGAAACAAACAUGGAGCCAGAGCUGCAAGAUCAAACCGAGUCAUCCACACCACAUUAGCAACCACAAUAGGUGACAUUUUUAUAUUAAACAUUUGCCUAGAGCACACACACUUGUAGUAAAUUAUAUUGCAGCCCAGCCUCACAUGAAAAUGCACAAUGGCUAUGUUGGUCCACAGGAGAAAAUGUAGUAGUGUCACAACGUAGUAGUGUUGACUUACAUGCAGACAAGUUUAGAUCAAGUCCCGUGUGCAAUGUUGUACCAGAGUGCUUUAACCUAAUCCACAGGCUAUACCCAUGUAGUUUCUGUGCCUAAACCUAACCAUGUACAAGGUAUGUCAACCACUGUUUUUUGUAUUCACUGCCAGAAACGACAGAUGUGACAUGGGCACAGGCCAAUGGAAAAGAUUAGGCAAAUAGAAAAUGGUGCCAUGUUGCCAUUUUUGAGCCAUUAUUGUGAGACUAGUACAUUUUGUGUUGUGGACCAACGUGGCUAUUAUACACUUUGUGUGAGACUGGGUUUUGUACACUGUGUAACAGUAGAUUGAGUCAAUAUUCCUUGAUUGUACAUACUACAAAAAUCUAUUUUCUUUGGCUGCAUAUACUGUUCGGGCUGGAAUAUGUCCUAGCAUGCACUGGGUGGGAUAUAAGCAGUCUAUCAUGGGACUAUAUCCACACCCAUCCUCACCUGUGGGCAAUUUACAGUCAUAAUACAUCUGACUGGUAUGUCUUUAGACUCUGUGGAAACUCAACUGCAUUGAAAGAUCCCAGCUGAUUGACAGAUUCAGACUCAGGGCAGUCUUAUAGGUGGGCACAGUGUACUGAGGGGCCUUGUGGCACUGUGAUGUGACUACAGAGCAAUUAUGAUUGUUUUCUACUUGUCUGUGCAGAUUCGCAGUCAUCCAGGUCAUAGUAAAAUGAAAUAACCUUAGAAAAAUCAACUGGACUUGG